Molecule: messenger RNA, 854 nt
Organism: Cucumis sativus (cucumber)
Lineage: Eukaryota; Viridiplantae; Streptophyta; Magnoliopsida; Cucurbitales; Cucurbitaceae
Product: superoxide dismutase [Cu-Zn] 2
Exons: 7
Coding region: 153-626 (157 amino acids)
Biological process (GO): removal of superoxide radicals
Molecular function (GO): superoxide dismutase activity; copper ion binding
Source: RefSeq, a predicted model, not a curated record
GAAUUUUUUUGUUCUUUCUAUUUUUUCGAGAUCAAUACAAAAGACAAAACAUACCCAUAUAAGAUUUCAAAGAAGCAGGUAAUACGCAAACCGCUCAUCGUUCGCUCACCCAUUAACCGCUAAAAUAUUCAGUUAGGCGAUAGCCUAGUAAAAUGGGUGCUCUAAAAGCUGUGGUGCUCAUCGCUGGAGGAGAUUCCAACGUCAGAGGCACAAUCCAGUUCGUCCAAGAUUCAAAUGGGGCAACCCAUGUCAAUGGAAGAAUAAGCGGACUCUCUCCUGGACUCCAUGGCUUCCAUAUCCAUGCUCUUGGCGAUACCACAAACGGCUGCAACUCCACUGGACCUCAUUUUAAUCCGUUGAAGAAGGACCAUGGAAGUCCUGGGGAUUCAGAACGUCAUGUAGGGGAUUUGGGGAAUAUCUAUGCAGGUCCAGAUGGGGUUGCUGAAGUUUCCAUUUCGGAUAGGCUGAUUUCACUUAAGGGACCUCAUUCGGUAAUUGGUCGGGCAGUCGUUGUGCACGCCGAUCCUGAUGAUCUUGGCAAAGGUGGGCACGAACUUAGCAAGACAACUGGAAAUGCCGGUGCAAGAAUCGGAUGCGGCAUUAUUGGAAUUCAAUCUUCUGUCUAAAGGCGAUGGUUGAGCUGGAAAAAUAAACAAGUAAUUGAGAAAGAUAAUUUGUUAGAUUCUCUCUCUCUCAUUACUUGUUUAGUAUUGUAGAACAUGCAGUUAUAAUAUGAAAUUAUUAAUAUCCAAAUGUGAAGUGCCAAAGAAGAAUCACUCAUGGCUUUGAAAGCCAUGCCACAUGUUAUAUAAAAUACUAUAGUUAUAAAAGAUAUGGUAUAAUUUUGUCACUCA